Molecule: messenger RNA, 1957 nt
Organism: Pseudopodoces humilis (Tibetan ground-tit)
Lineage: Eukaryota; Metazoa; Chordata; Aves; Passeriformes; Paridae
Product: protein CEPU-1
Source: RefSeq, a predicted model, not a curated record
UUUGCUCCGGGAAAACGCUGGAUUUUAAACCUUUCCCCGCCUGGCAGUGAGUGGGGAAGGAGAAGGAAAACAUGGCCCAGGCCAAAAUGCACCACCCCGUCUCUUGGGUGAUCUUCGCCGGGAUGGCCGCGCUCCUCCUCUCCCAAGGAGUGCCCGUGCGCAGCGGAGAUGCCACCUUCCCCAAAGCCAUGGACAACGUGACAGUGCGGCAAGGGGAGAGCGCCACGCUCAGGUGCUCCGUGGACAACCGGGUGACCCGAGUGGCCUGGCUGAACCGCAGCAGCAUCCUCUAUGCCGGCAAUGACAAGUGGUGCUUGGACCCUCGGGUGGUGCUCCUGGCCAACACCAAAACCCAGUACAGCAUCCAGAUCCAGGAUGUGGAUGUGUAUGAUGAGGGCCCCUACACCUGCUCCGUGCAGACAGACAAUCACCCCAAGACAUCGCGUGUCCAUCUCAUCGUGCAAGUGUCUCCAAAAAUCAUCGAGAUCUCUUCUGACAUCUCCAUCAACGAGGGUGGCAACGUCAGUCUCACCUGCAUAGCCACGGGCAGGCCAGACCCAACAAUCACCUGGAGACACAUCUCACCCAAAGCCGUGGGCUUCAUCAGCGAGGAUGAGUACCUGGAGAUCACGGGAAUCACGCGGGAGCAGUCGGGAGAGUACGAGUGCAGCGCCUCCAACGAUGUCUCAGCGCCCGUCGUCCAGCGAGUCAAAGUCACCGUCAACUACCCGCCGUACAUCUCGGACGCCAAGAGCACCGGGGUGCCGGUGGGGCAGAAGGGCAUCCUGCUGUGCGAAGCCUCCGCUGUCCCCUCCGCCGACUUCCAGUGGUACAAAGAUGACAAGAGACUGGCUGAAGGACAGAAAGGGCUGAAAGUGGAGAACAAACCCUUCUUCUCCAGACUGACUUUCUUCAACGUCUCUGAGCAGGACUAUGGCAACUACACCUGUGUAGCCUCUAACCGGCUAGGGAACACCAACGCCAGCAUGAUCCUCUACGAAGAGACAACUACCGCUCUGACACCCUGGAAAGGCCCUGGCGCAGUCCACGACGGGAACAAUGGCGCAUGGCGGCGAAGCGGCUGCGCGUGGCUGCUGCUCCUCCCGCUCGCCCACCUCGCCCGCCAGUUUUGACCCGAGAGCCGGCCCGCGGAGUAGCGGCGGCGACGACCACGGCCAGCGAGCUCAAGCAGAAAGGAGAGGAAGAAAAGAAGAAGAAGAAGUGUUCACCGUUUCUGAAAAUAAUCAUAAGAAUUGAGAGAGUAUCCGGCCAGGCCACCUGGGGGAGGGGGAGAGAGGAAAAACAUGCAAAAAAAAAAAAGCCAACCACAACGGGAAUUUGGAAUGGAGAGAAAAGUGAAAAAUUUAAUAAUCCAAGGCUUCGUGCUGAAGAUGCAAUGCGACUGAGUCUUUUUCUUUUCACCCUGUUUUUAUUUCUUUUUUCGUCCCUUGCCACUUUUUCCCCGUUUUCGCCGUUCUCUACCACGGGCCAGCACGGAGGAUGGACAGGGCCAUCAGAGUGUGGCACUUGUCCCCUGCCCUGUCCUUUUCACCGGCCCUGCUCGCCUGCUCCCUCCCGAGGGACCCUCCAUCCAGACACACCGGGUUUCUCCUUUGCCAAGAUUUCCCCGUCUUCUCAUGGACUGUGCCGCCAUUUGUGUUUCAGAAUAUAUAUAUAUAUAUCUAUAUCUCCAUGUAUACAUAUAUAUAUAUAUGUACAGAUAUAUAGAUCUUCGACAGUUAUCACACCACCACGAAAGGAAAGGGAGGAAGGAGACCGGCGUCAAGCCACGCUUUCAUCGUACCAUCCGCGGACAUCGUGAAUGAUAAGGGAUUCUGAGUCAUGGUUAAUUUUAUUAAUUGUAUUUUCUGAUACGAGCUUAGAACUCUUAGUUCCUAAAAAACAGAAAUGCAAAAAAAAAAAAAGAGGGGAAAAAAAGAAAAGAAAAAAGAGGAAA